GGCCGAACCCUCUACCCCGACCAUAAGCUAUGGCUUCGAGAGGGUCGUAUUUAGGAUUCUCCCAACUGAAGCCAGGGCUGAUGGCCCGCUGCCUCCAGCUGAAGUGGAAGAGAGUGGGAGAGCGACCUACUCAAAAAUGGACAUCGACCCCAUCCUCUCGAUGGAUCCGUCUUCAGUCUCGAGCGCAUGUUCGAGGAGGUUGGAGUCGAUAGCACGGAUGAUGGUGCAAAUUAACCUUCAGCAGUCAAAGGCGGAGUCCGCCCACAUAUUGCUUCGUCUAGGACGUCCUUAUCCAGGAACCGUGGCUGAGCAGCAACGGUAUCUCUGGUUUAAGGACAAAAAGCCACAAGCUCCUGGCGGCAAACAGCAUAGCAACGAAGAUGUCAUCACUGGUAGACUGGAGGACAGUGCUGGAGAACUCUGGCUUGUCUCAGCCUACAUGCCGCACGACGACGAGGUGGAGUCACCUCCGUACCUGCUAAGAAGGGCUCUGGCAGAGGCCAAGCGCAAAGGAGCCGCAGUCUUAAUAGGCUCGGACGCAAAUUCAAGGCACACCGUCUGGGGGAGCUUGGACAUCAACGCAAGAGGACGGAAGUUCUUGACGUUACGCUAG
Messenger RNA from Bactrocera oleae (olive fruit fly), 613 nucleotides. NCBI's taxonomy places the organism in Eukaryota, Metazoa, Arthropoda, Insecta, Diptera, Tephritidae. The record is from RefSeq and is a predicted model, not a curated record.